This is a messenger RNA of Hydra vulgaris (swiftwater hydra), 1674 nucleotides long. RefSeq names its product steroid 17-alpha-hydroxylase/17,20 lyase. NCBI's taxonomy places the organism in Eukaryota, Metazoa, Cnidaria, Hydrozoa, Anthoathecata, Hydridae. Gene Ontology annotation, molecular function: heme binding; iron ion binding; steroid 17-alpha-monooxygenase activity. The record is from RefSeq and is a predicted model, not a curated record. Gene Ontology annotation, biological process: hormone biosynthetic process; progesterone metabolic process.
UGAAGAAGAUUUAAAUAUAAUAAACUUUUAUAUAAAAACUUUUACAAUUUUUGUACAGCGUUUAACUGCGCAAUUGCAACAAUAUUUUAUAAGCAUUUUCAUGUGGUUUAGCUAGAUUGAUGAGCAAUGUGGUAUGCAAUUAUCUGUGGAUUGAUAAUUCCGAUUUUGCUAUAUAUUACUGGUUCUUACUUUAUGCACUUGUUGGAAUGCAGAAAGUAUCCUCUUGGACCUUUUCCUAUACCAAUCUUUGGUAACUUGCACUUAUUAGGAGCAGAGCCGCAUAAAAUACUUGCUGCAUACUCAAAAAAGUAUGGAGCAGUAUUUAGCAUAAGUUUAGGAUUGCAAAGAGUUGUUAUAAUUUCCGACAUUACUACAGCUAGAGAAGCACUAGUUCAAAAAGCAUCCGUAUUUGCAGGUAGACCAAAAUCUUAUUUAAUUAAAUUAAUUUCAAGUGGGUACAAAGGCAUUGCAUUUAUGGACUAUGGUUCCUUCUGGAAAGUUUUGCGUAAAGUUGGUCAUUCUUCAUUAAAAAUUUAUGGAGAAGGACAUGAACGUUUUGAAGAGAUACUCACAAAAGAAAGUGAAGAGCUACAUAAAAGACUUUUAAUGAAAUCAAAAACUUCCGUAGAUCUGAAAACUGAAUUUGGUGCUGCAAUUAUAAACGUGAUUUGUUUCAUUGUUUUUGGGGAAAGAUACCAGUAUUCAAAUUCAGAAUUUAAAGAAGUUCUUACAACAAUAAACAAUAUAGUCGAUGGGUUGUCAAAUACAACUGCUGUCGGUUUUUUGCCGUGGUUGAGAUUUUUACCGUUUUCUCCAAUAAAAAAAAUGAGUAUUUCACUUUCAAAAUAUAUUCGUUUUUUAAACGAUAAGUUGAAAAAACAUAAGGAAACAUUUAAUGAAAACAAAAUUCGAGAUUUUACUGAUUCUAUUAUAAACUUCUCUAAUAAUGAAGCUAUCAAACAAAAAUAUAAAAACGUCGAUGAACAUUUAGAGCCUGUGAUUGGGGAUUUAUUUAUAACGGGUAGUGAGACCACAUUAACAUCUUUGUUGUGGUUAGUUCUUUAUAUGAUGCAUUAUCCUAAAUAUCAACAAGAAAUUUUUAAAGAAAUUACUACGGUUAUUGGUGAAGACCGGUACCCAUGUUUAAAUGACCGAGAUUCUUUGCAUCUUGUUAAAGCCUCAUUAAAAGAAUGUCUGCGUUUAUCUUCAAUUGUUCCUCUUGGAUUACCACAUAAAACAACAAGAGAAACAGUUCUCAUGGGACAUAGCAUUCCUGAAAAUGCAACAGUCAUGAUUAAUCAUUGGCAGAUUCAUAACGAUACUAACUACUGGGAAAAUCCUAACGAAUUUAAUCCUUAUCGGUGGAUUGGCAAAGAUAAGAAAUUUGAUCCAAGUAAAGCAACAAGUUUCUUACCUUUUUCAGCCGGUACAAGAGUUUGUUUAGGGAAAACAGUUGCUGAAAAUGAACUAUUUUUCUUCUUUUCUAGAUUAAUUCGAGAUUUUAAGUUUGAGUGCACACCUGGUUGUCCACCUCCAAGUUUAGUUGGAAAAUGCAAUAUUACUCAUGCUCCAAAACAAUUUUGCGCAUACUUGAUUCCAAGAAUAAACAAUCUUAUGUAGUUUAAAUUUUGAAAAAAUUUACCAUUAAAAAAAAAAUUCUAAAUACAUUUAUUA